AUGCCUCCUCUCACCGACAUCGAACGACAAAGCCGAGAUGCCUGCGACGCGGGACGAAGAAGCGCCGAAUACCGGAAGAUCUCUGAGAUUAUGUCACGCAAGGAAGAGGGCGACAAAACCACCUGCAUCUACGACAUGAUUCAUCCCGAGUUGCGGAAGAACUAUCCUCAAGAGAGGAGGGUCGUCGAUAUGAGCGGCUUCCGUCCCUGGCCCAGAUCGCGGAGGCGGGUCCCUCCCGCCGUCGCCCCAGCCCCCCCGGAGGUCAACGAAGACGUCGAGAUGAAGGAUGCUUCUGGUCCCAUCACCCCGCAAGCGAAGGACAAAGAAGUCGACAUGUACAUCUUGUCUGGCCCCGACAGCCCCGAGGACGACGAAGAUGAAGUCAUGAACGAUUCUUCUUUUGCCGACAAACCCGCGCCAAUCAUUCCGCAAAAGCGACCGGAUUCUCACAACGACAACGAAACUGCUAAGAAGAAACGGAAGGAGGAUGAUACCUCCAAUCCAACGGCACCCAAGACACCCAAGGAGUCCAAGGGAUCCAGGAAGUCCAAGUCGUCCAGGUCUAAGACAAGGAACCGGGGCCGGGAUGCCAGGAUGGCAUUGGGAGACAGUUCGGAUCAGUAG
This is a messenger RNA of Colletotrichum chrysophilum, 624 nucleotides long. RefSeq lists its product as uncharacterized. The transcript has a single exon. NCBI's taxonomy places the organism in Eukaryota, Fungi, Ascomycota, Sordariomycetes, Glomerellales, Glomerellaceae. The record is from RefSeq and is a predicted model, not a curated record. Bases 1 to 624 code for a protein of 207 amino acids.